Molecule: messenger RNA, 3059 nt
Organism: Panicum virgatum (switchgrass)
Lineage: Eukaryota; Viridiplantae; Streptophyta; Magnoliopsida; Poales; Poaceae
Exons: 10
Coding region: 230-2728 (832 amino acids)
Molecular function (GO): protein binding
Source: RefSeq, a predicted model, not a curated record
GACAGGGAGGGUUUUGGAAUUUGGCCGCCGUUUGCGUUUCGUGGGUGGGAGCAGCAGGCGCAGAAGCGGACGCGGAAGCAGCCAGCCCAGGCCCGAGCCGAAGCGGGGAGGCGACGCCGCCGCGCUGCCACUCGCCCUCCCGGGCCAGCGAUUCGCCGCCUCGCGGGAGCCAGUUUGGCGGCGGCGGAGGCGGGCGGGAGUUCCCCGGCGAGGGGUUCCGGCGGCGAGGAUGAGCGGCGGCGGCGGAGGGGGAGCGAGGGGGUCGGCGGGGCCGGUGCCGGCGUCCGCGAGGAAGCUGGUGCAGGGGCUGAAAGAGAUCGUGAACCGCCCCGACGCGGAGAUCUACGCUGCGCUGCGGGAGUGCGGCAUGGACCCCGACGAGGCGGUCAGCCGCCUCCUGUCCCAAGAUACUUUCCAAGAGGUAAAGAGCAAGCGUGAUAAGAAAAAGGAGGUUAAAGAAAUGCCAGAACCAAGAUCUCGAGGAGCAAGUAACUCAAACAGUCGAGGCACUAGAGGUGGUUCAGACCGUGCUGGACGAAGCAGUUCAAUUCAGUCUGGAUCCAGUGGCACUGAUUAUAUGGCAUCAAGAUCAUCGAUAUUGGGGCCUGCUGUGGCAGCAUCCAAUUCAACUCAGAAGCAAACAGUUCCAAGUUUGUCUGCAAACAAAGAUGUGGUUCCUAAUGGAUCAGUUGGAGCAGCACAAUCAUCAUCUGGAUUUCCGAACGCUUGGUGUGGGGUGCCAGGUCAGAUGUCAAUGGCGGAUGUUGUGAAAAUGGGUAGACCUCAAGUAAGGUCUUCUGGCAAGAUGGCAACAACAGACAUAUCAUACGCUGGUCAAACCCCAUCUUUGUCUAGCUCUGUAAACCAGAACUCAAAACAUUGUGCAAGCACAGCCCUGCCGACAGCGUUUGACCAGGGAUUUCCUGCUCUCCCAGACCCUAUUCCUCAGAAUGUGAAUUUUAGUCACGCUUCUGCUGAAAGCAACCAAAUGCAUCAGAAUGAUUGGUUUCCACAGGAUGAGCCACCAUCGAGAAGUCAAUCAAAAGGCAUUGAGACAUCUGGUGGCACAUCAGUAUCAGUUACACCAUUUGACUCAUCGGUGGUUGUUGUUGAUGCUGCUUACUCGCAAGAAAAUUCUCACACAGAAGAGAACAGCUCAACUAAACCAGCAAUAUCUUCUGAGAGGCACUUGGAAAUCCUUGAGGAGAAGAAUCAAUUCAAUGAUGGAUUAUUACAGAACUCAACUACGUACCAGGCUCAAGUGCAUUCAGAUGUUGAUAAUGAAGCCGUGGUUUCCAAUCUUGAUGCAGAAUCAGCUGCGGCAAACUUUCAGCAUCUAAGCCUACAGGAUGACGAUUUAGUUGCAACUAAGUCUACUGAAGAUAAUCCUGCGGUCAUACUACCUGAUCAUCUACAAGCAGCAAAUGCAGACUGUGCACACUUGAGCUUUGGUAGUUUUGAAUCAGGUGCCUUUUCUGGCUUGCUUUCAUCGAAGGUACCUAAAAGCAGUUUGGAGGAGGAGGUGCCUAUUCCAGAUGAAUCCCCAUCAGUUAACGAAAUAGAUGUUAGGAAUCAAGAUUACUAUGACAACGGUGCUCUAAAUCCUCCAGCAAAUGAGGAUGUUGAAACUGUUGAGACCAGAAUUGAUACUAACCUGGAAACUAUUGAUGGACCAUCAGUUUCAGAGCCUGAUGUACUGAGGCAGGGUGCCCUAGAUGUGCCUGGUCUUCAAUAUAAUCUGCCAUCGGUAUCAAGUCAUGCAUAUUCAAACACAACACAGCCAAGUGCAAUGGAUGAUACACAAGGAAACACUCAACCACAACAUCUUUCCCCCUUUUCAAGCUUACUGCAACCCAAUAACUUGUUGGGGUCAAACCUUGCUCCUCUUCGCGACUUCGACUUUUCACAGUUGCUUCAAACACAGUCAGCUACAAAAUAUAACCCACCUGUUGCACCUAGUAAUUUGUCUGGAAUCUCCAUGCAAGAGACCUUGAAACAAGGAGGCUUCCCCAACACUCAGUCUACGCAACAUGUUCCUAGUACGAGCAUCCCAUCAGGGCUUCCUGUCCCGCAGCAACUGCCUGUACAUCCAUAUUCUCAGCCAACUCUACCCCUUGGGCCCUUUGCCAGUCUGGUUGGCUAUCCGUAUAUGCCUCAGAAUUACUUCGUACCAUCAGCAGCCUUCCAGCAAGCGUACUCCAGUAAUGGACCUUUCCAUCAGUCUGCUGCUCCUGUGCCUGGAGCUGGAAUGAAGUAUUCAAUGCCACAAUACAAGAGCAGCCCUCCUGCUUCGAGCCUACCACAGCCAUCAUCACUCUCUGGUUAUGCUAAUAGUAUUCCUAGAAAUUUUAGCCUAAAUCAGGGUGCUCCCUCUGCGCCCACAAGUUUGGGGUUUGAUGAAGGUUUAGGGACACAAUUCAAAGAUCCCAAUCAUUAUGCGGCGCUACAGCAGAGUGAUAACUCGGCAAUGUGGCUUCAUGGAGCUGCCGGUUCUAGAGCAGCGGUUCCACCUGGCAACUUCUACGGUUUCCAGGGACAGAGUCAGCAGGGUGGCUUCCGCCAGGCACAGCAACCCUCUCAAUACGGUGGUCUUGGGUACCCGAGCUUCUACCAGUCGCAGGCCGGUCUGCCACAGGAGCACCCCCAGAACCCCACUGAGGGAAGCCUGAACAAUUCCCAGGCGGCACCGGCCCAACCAUCGCACCAGCUCUGGCAGCACAGCUACUAGACACCUGUGCUCUCGUGGGAGAAGCCUCUCUACACUGCCAGGUUAUCUGCAAGCCUUGGCAUGCCGCGCCGUGAAGUGAGCAGACUAUCUGAGCUGAUGUCUCGAGCGCUGCUGAGCAGAGGAUGAUCCAUCCAACAGCGUCGAAGUGUGUUUUUUCUUUUCCUUUUUUGCCAGUUGUUGCGUGUGUUUUUUAGACUAAUUUCAGCUGCCGUGUUUUUUUUUUUUACUUUGAUAGUGAGUGAUGUUGCAGAGGUGCUAUCUUGUAACGGUAAAGUCCUAACUCAUCUAACAGAUCUGCUUCUCAUACCUUGUGAUGUGCCAUUUUUGUCCC